Molecule: messenger RNA, 825 nt
Organism: Colletotrichum gloeosporioides
Lineage: Eukaryota; Fungi; Ascomycota; Sordariomycetes; Glomerellales; Glomerellaceae
Exons: 2
Coding region: 1-825 (274 amino acids)
Source: RefSeq, a predicted model, not a curated record
AUGUUUCCGUUCAAUUCCGCGCUAAAUCCGGCCUCCGUGGCGAAGCGCCAACGGCCAGAACUGCCGUCGCCACGCCACGAGGAGCGUGCCUGCAUGGAGGUCCCUGAAGAUGAUGAAAUGGCCGACGCGACGGAAGAUUUGGAUUUCCGCUUCCACGACAUCGAUACCGAGCCCGGCACGCGGGCGAGGAAAGCUCCCGUGCCAAGAGAGAUGACCGGCAACGACGAUGAUUUUGAGCAUGAUGCCCGCGCACCGUCUGCUCUGAGUUUUGAUUCCGGAGGUGUUGAAGGGUGGUUCCCUUACGUUCGAGAACGACUGGGCCAGCUGGAAACUAUUACCCUCAAUUUCAGGAAUCUUUCUGCCCAACGGCGCACGGCCAACGACCAAGCAAGCUUGCAGCACCUUUAUGAGAGUCUUGUUAUGCAAGUUCAUUCCGAACAAGCAGAACUAGAGUAUACUUUAGGACAGACCGAUGGCACAAGGCACGACUUUCCCAUGGGAGACGGCCUCGACUCGGGAGGUAUCUUGACAUGGCGAAAACAUUGGCAGAGACGCAAGAGAAUACGUGAGACAAUCAAAGAGGCCUCUUUGACGCUCAGUGAGUGUUACAGAGGUUUGAUGGAAUCGUCUCUCACCGCAGGGGCUGAUGUCACGGGGAACGGGACUGAGGAGGCGCGUCUGCUGGCGAGACUGGAGUCCGCUCGCCAGAAGCUGGAACAGUCAAUUGAUCCACAGGGAAGCAAAAGGGUCAAUUACCCUCCACGCGUGCGGCGCGACAGGUUGGACAGGGGCGAUAAGGCGGGGUCAUCAUCGAUGCCUGAUUGA